AUGGCUCCGACUUCCUGGCAAAAGCUCAAAACCACACUCCAAAUCAGUCAUGACUACAGUGUCGUUCCUGCUGGCAUCCGAUGGAGAAGCAACACCUUUUUCAUUGUGUCAACAGUUGCUGUUGGUCUAUUCACUGAUCUAUUCUUGUACGGGCUGGUAGUACCAAUACUUCCGUAUAUGCUUCAAGACCGAGUUGGAUUGCCGCAAGACCAGGUUCAAUCGCACGUAGAUGGUCUACUCGCCGCCUAUGCUGGAGCCUCUGUCGUCUUCUCGCCUGUCGCUGGAAUUUUGGCCGACAAGACAUCUACACGCCAAGGACCCUUUCUCGUCGGACUUAUAGCCUUAUUGCUUGCAACAGUGCUGCUGUUCAUGGCAAACAACAUCCCCACGCUUGUCGUUGCCAGACUCCUCCAAGGCUGCUCUGCUGCCUUUGUUUGGACGAUUGGUCUCGCACUGUGUGUCGAGACUGUGGGUAAGGAUAAUCUUGGAAAGACCAUCGGGAGCAUUUUCAGUUUCAUAUCGGUCGGCAAUCUGGUUGCGCCGCUGCUCGGAGGCGUUCUCUACCAGAGAGCCGGCUAUGCUGGCGUAUUUGGGAUUGGCUUCGCCGUCUUGGCCAUCGAUUUCAUUAUGCGUUUAUUGGUCAUCGAAAAGAAGGUCGCUCGCCGGUACAUCGUCACUUCUCGGGGGGACAGCCACGAAAGUGAUACGUCCAAUACGAAUGACGAGGAAGCUACCAACAACGAAGAAGAGCCUUUGCUUGGAAGUAAAUCAGAGGACGACUACUACAUCAUUUCGAAGGAUCAGCCGGCCAUCGUUUGCAAGGUUCCGAUUCUGCCAUGCCUCAAAAACCCUCGCCUGAUCACAGCACUGGUGGUGGCUUUUGUUCAGGCACUACUGCUAGGCGCCUUCGAUGCCACCAUCCCCACCAUUGGACAAGAAUAUUUCAACUUCGACUCAUUGAAGGCGGGCACAUUGUUUCUUCCUCUAGGCGUAUUUGACUUCGUACUUGGGCCUAUCUUCGGCUGGGUCGUAGACCGCUUCGGAACCAAGGUGGCUGCAGUAGGAGGCUACACCUUUCUGGUGCCUUGUCUUGUCUUACUACGUCUUCCGCAUGCCGGAGGCAAGGACCAGAUCAUACUCUUUGCAGCGCUUCUGGGACUAUGCGGAGUCGGUCUUGCAGCCAUCGGAGCUCCGUCGAUCGUCGAGGCAGGCAACAUCGUACAGAAGUAUUACGACGUGAACCCUGACUUCUUUGGAGAGAAGGGACCGUUCGCAAGUCUGUACGCCAUGUCAUCGGUUGCGUUCUGUGCAGGGUUGGCGAUUGGGCCGGAGAUUGCUGGCGAGCUCAAGCAGGUGAUUGGGUACGGCAACAUGAAUAUCGUGCUUGCAGUCAUCUGCGGGCUCACAGCAGCAUUGUCGUUCUUCUACAUUGGAGGCAAGCCCAAGAUGCUUCGGGCAGGUUAG
This is a messenger RNA of Aureobasidium namibiae CBS 147.97, 1464 nucleotides long. RefSeq names its product MFS transporter-like protein. Gene Ontology annotation, biological process: transmembrane transport. NCBI's taxonomy places the organism in Eukaryota, Fungi, Ascomycota, Dothideomycetes, Dothideales, Saccotheciaceae. The record is from RefSeq and is a predicted model, not a curated record. The transcript has 2 exons. Bases 1 to 1464 code for a protein of 487 amino acids. Gene Ontology annotation, molecular function: transmembrane transporter activity.